This is a messenger RNA of Penicillium angulare, 7665 nucleotides long. RefSeq names its product putative polyketide synthase. Gene Ontology annotation, molecular function: fatty acid synthase activity; phosphopantetheine binding. Lineage: Eukaryota; Fungi; Ascomycota; Eurotiomycetes; Eurotiales; Aspergillaceae. Bases 1 to 7665 code for a protein of 2554 amino acids. The transcript is spliced from 4 exons. Gene Ontology annotation, biological process: secondary metabolite biosynthetic process; fatty acid biosynthetic process. The record is from RefSeq and is a predicted model, not a curated record.
AUGUCUUACGUGAACGAGCCUAUCGCCGUCAUCGGUACUGGUUGCCGAUUUCCAGGCGCUUCCACCUCUCCUUCCAAGCUCUGGGAGCUUAUGAAAUCACCACGCGACGUCGGAAGCAAGAUUGACCGCUUCAAUGCGGACGGUUUCUACCACAAGGAUGGUAGUCACCAUGGAACCAGUAACGUACUGAACUCUUAUUUGAUUGAUGAGGAUACGCGCCAGUUUGAUGCUCAGUUCUUCAACAUUCCUGGUUCCGAGGCGGAUGGAAUCGACCCCCAACAGCGGGUUCUGAUGGAGGUCGUUUAUGAGGCGCUGGAAGCCUCGGGUCAUAAAAUUGAGGAGCUAUCUGGCACUCAAACCGCCGUUUAUGUCGGUCUGAUGUGUAACGAUUAUGCGCAUAUUACAUACCAUGACUUGGAGUCGAUCCCCAAGUAUGCUGCUACUGGUACUGCCGCUAGCAUUCUAUCUAACCGAAUUUCUUAUUACUUUAAUUGGACCGGUCCUUCUAUGACUAUUGAUACUGCCUGCUCCUCCAGUCUUAUUGCCACACAUCAGGCAGUUGAGACUCUCCGGAACGGAACAUCAAAUGUCGCAGUCGCGGCUGGAGCUAACUUGAUCUUUGGACCCACCAACUAUGUUGCCGAAAGUAACGUUAGCAUGCUUUCGCCCACUGGCCGCAGUCGCAUGUGGGAUAACAAGGCCGAUGGUUACGCCCGUGGUGAGGGUGUCGCUGCCGUCAUUCUCAAGCGUCUCAGCGACGCCAUCGCCGACGGUGAUACCAUCGACUGUGUUAUUCGUGAGACCGGUGUGAACCAAGACGGUCGCACUCCCGGAAUCACCAUGCCCAGCAGCACCGCCCAGGCUCAGCUUAUCCGCCAGACGUAUGCCAAGGCCGGUCUCGACCUCGUGAAGGACCGCUGCCAGUACUUCGAGGCUCACGGUACUGGUACCAAGGCUGGUGACCCCCAGGAGGCCGGUGCUAUCUACCGGGCUUUCUUCGGCGAAAACGCCAGCGAGGACCCCAACGACAAGCUCUACGUCGGAUCCAUCAAGACUAUCAUUGGUCACACUGAGGGUACUGCUGGACUCGCUGGCUUGAUCCGAGCAUCUCUUGCCAUGAAGCAUGGAUUCAUUCCUCCCAACAUGCACUUUGAUGAGCUCAACCCGGAUGUUGAGCCUUACUACGGUAAGCUCGAGAUCGUUAAGGCGGCUCAGCCAUGGCCUACAUUGCCUGCCGGUGUCCCCAAGCGUGCCAGUGUCAACAGCUUUGGCUUUGGUGGUGCCAACGCCCACGCUAUCAUUGAGUCUUACGAGCCCGCCACUGCUGUCGCUGAAGUUGCUACUCGGGAUACAACCUCACCGGUGCCAUUCUUGUUCUCAGCCAACUCUGAGAAGGCACUGAGCGCCCAGAUCGAGAAGUACCUUGCCUUCUUGGAUGAGGUCGAUGUCGAGAACACCAACAUUCGCGACUUGGCCUGGACUCUCUCUCGCCGCUCUGCCUUCCCUAUCCGUGUUCCUGUCUCUGCCCUUACACUGGACACUCUGCGCAGCAAGCUUAACGCUGCAAUGGAGGCCAAGAAGAGCGACGGCACCGCUCUUGGUGUUCGUCCCUCCCACAAGGCUACCAAGAUCCUGGGUGUCUUCACUGGUCAGGGUGCCCAAUGGGCCCGCAUGGGUUACAAGCUAAUUGAGACCUCUCCUUUCGCCGAAUCCCUGAUCAAGGCACUGGAUGAGACUCUGCAGGCCCUUCCAGAGCAAGACCGCCCCGACUGGACCCUUCAAGGAGAACUGGCUAAGCCUGCUGAUGAGUCUCGCAUUAUGGAAGGUACCUACUCUCAGCCCCUGUGUGCCGCCCUGCAGAUCGUUCUCGUUGAGCUGCUGAAGCAGGCUGGUGUCACCUUUGAUGUUGUGGUCGGUCACUCUUCUGGUGAGAUCGGAGCUGCUUUUGCUGCUGGCUUCCUCAGUGCUCGCGAUGCCAUUCGUAUUGCGUACUACCGUGGUCUCUAUGGUAAGCUGGCCGGAGCUCCUGGCGAUGUCUCUGGCUCAAUGAUGGCUGUUGGUACUUCCAUGGAGGAUGCCAGAGAAUUGGCCGAGCUUCCAACCAUGAAGCGUCACGGACGAUUCAACGUUGCUGCUAGCAACUCCUCCGCCAGUGUGACUGUAUCUGGUGACGAGAAGGCAAUUGAGCGUGCUAAGUUCAUCUUCGAGGAUGAGAGCAAGUUCGUGCGUCAACUCAAGGUCGACACUGCUUACCACUCGCACCACAUGGAGCCUUGCUCUGAGCCGUACAUGGAUGCGAUGGCCCGCAACAAGGUUGCCGCCUGCGACCCUAACCCUUCAUGCAAGUGGUACUCUUCGGUGCUCGGAGGUGACCUUGUCACUGGUGACAUGAAGGAGCAGCUUGCUGGCUCAUACUGGAGAGACAAUCUGCUCCAGCCUGUACUGUUCUCCCAGGCUCUCGAGGCCGCUGUCAAGGCCGAGGGUGCCCCAGCUUUGGCCUUGGAGGUUGGUCCUCACCCAGCUCUCAAGGGACCAGCCAGUCUCGUCAUUGAAGAAGCUGUUGGUUCUAUGGUUCCUUACUCCGGCGUGCUCGGUCGCAAGUCAGACGAUGUCGAGGCUUUCUCCGAUGCAAUUGGUGCCGUGUGGGCUAAUGUCGGUACCACUGACUUGAACUACGGAGCUCUCGAUGGUGCUUUUGUCAGCGAUCCUCUUGACAAGCCCAAGUUCCUGCGUACAACCCCUGCCUACUCCUGGGACCACAACCAGGUCUUCUGGGCUGAAUCUCGUCUGUCGAAGGCUAUGCGUAUGCGUAGCACCCCUCCCCAUGAGUUGCUGGGCAACCGUAUUGACAGUGGUGAAAAUGAGAUGCGCUGGCGCAACUUCUUGAAGCCAACCGAGAUGCCUUGGACCCGUGGUCACUCUAUCCAGGGCCAGACUAUCUUCCCCGGUGCUGGUUUCGCUUCUAUGGCUAUUGAGGCCAGCAAGGGUUUUGCGGAUGACUUCGGUGAGCAGAUUGAACUCGUCGAGCUUGAGGAUCUGAAGAUCCACCGCGCCUUGGGUUUCAUGGAUGAGCAAGUUGGUGUUGAGAUCGUUGUGAGUCUUAGCAACAUCUUGCAUGAUGACACUUCUGGUCUCGUCACCUUCGACUACACCUGCUCAGCCGUUCCCUCCAAGGACGCACCUUUGGCCACCCACGCUACAGCUCGUGUUAAGCUCACCCUUGGUCUCGGUACCGCGGACACCCUUCCCGCUCGCGAGCCUCGAUCCGAGGCCGACAAGAUGACCGAUGUCGACCCCGAGAUCUUUUACAACUCUCUCGCCAAGCUGGGCUACAACUACGAUGGCAUGUUCAAGACUGUCACCUACAUGAACCGUCGCACCAUGACAUCUUCUGGUACUAUCCACACAGCAUCCGAAGAUGGAUACAAGCCCGACUUGAUUGUUCACCCCGCACCCCUGGAUGUUGCAUUCCAAGGUCUGUUCGGUGCCAUCGGAGCACCCGGUGACGGUCAGCUCUGGACAUUGAUGGUUCCUACCAUCAUCCGCUCAAUCAAGGUCAACCCCUCUACCUGCAAGACUGGCUGUGUUGACACCGAUCUUUCCUUCGAUGCCAAUGUUGAGGUGGACCGAUCCAACUUGGAUAUUGCUGGUGACAUCGAUGUCUUCGACGAGAACGGCAACGCCAUCAUGCAAAUUGAGGGUCUUUCCGUUACUCCAGUGACUCAGAUCACUGCCAAGGAUGAUGGCCAGAAGUUCUCCAAGAUCUUCUGGGACACUGAGCGAAACGAUGCCACCCGCUCUUUCAAGAAGUUCUGGGAGCAGGACUCUGAGAACGUGGAGAAGGCCGAGUUCUUCGAGCGUGUCUGCUUCUCUUACAUGAAGCAGCUGCAUGACAGCAUCAAGCCCGAGGAUAUCCAAGAUGCGGAACCUCAGAACAGGAAGUACCUUGCCUGGGCUACUUCCGUCGUCAAUGCUGUGGCUGAAGGAUCUCACCCAACCAUCAAGAAAGAGUGGCUGAGCGACUCUAGGGAGUCCCUGGAGUCCCAGUUGAAUGAUUACGCUAUGGAGGACGAAGCUUUCCAGACUGUCAUGACCCUUGGAGAGAACCUCGUUUCUCUUGUCCGUGGCGAGACCUCCGUUGAGGAUGUUUUCGGUGAUGCCAACGCUCUGAGCAACGUCCAGACAUAUGGUACUUCUGAGUACACCGACUUCCUCGGGGAUCUUGUUGGCCAGCUUGGUCAUAAGGCCAAGCAGAUGGAUAUUCUCGAGAUCAACGCCGGUGCCGGUGCUGCCACUGAGGCGAUCCUGAACCGUGUCGGUUACCACGUUGGUUCCUACACUUACACUGAUCUUACCAACGAUCUCUUCGAGGAGGCCCAAGAGCUUUUCAAGGAGCAUGACUCUCGCUUCGGUUACCGGGCCUUCGACUUGGAGAAGGACCUUGAAGAGCAAGGUUUCCGUGAGGAAAGCUACGACCUCAUUGUCGCCUCUCGAGGCUUGCACGCCUCCAAGAGCAUUGAUGAGACCCUGACUAAUGCCCGCAAGCUUCUCAAGGCUGGUGGAUUCCUUGUUCUCCUCGAGACUACUGAGACCGGUGUCGUGCACUCUUCCUUCUUUGGUGGUCUGUCGCCAUCUUGGUGGGUUACCGAGGAAGAGAAUGAUGAGCGCGUUGAGCAGCCUCUUCUCGCCAAGAAGGACUGGGAUUCAGCUUUGAAGAAGGCUGGCUUCUCCGGUGUUGACACUGCCACUCCUGAGACUGGUCUGUCCGCUGUUCCCUUCACUCUUAUGCUGACCCAGGCUGUCGACACCCAGAUGCAGCUCAUCAGAGAGCCACUUAACCUUGACAACGAGGGAUCCAUCAAGGUUCCUAAGCUUCUUGUCAUUUCUGGUGAGACCGAAGCCACCGCUCGUAUUCAGGAAGAGGUCCUUGAGCUUCUCAAGCCCUUCACAACUGAGGUCGAGAUUGUUGCCAAGGUUGAGGACUUGAAGGCCGAGCAAUUUGAGCCAAAGCAGCUGGUCAUCAGUUUCAUGGAGCUCGACCACAACAUUUUCAACCCCUUCACUGCUGAGCGAUGGAGCGCCAUUCAGCUUCUUUCUGAGAAGGCACUCAACAUUCUCUGGAUGACUCGUGGUGUGAGCGGUGACAACGCAUUUGCCAACAUGAUGGUUGGUGUGUCCCGUGCUCUGGUUCAUGAGAAGCCUGAUCUUCGCAUUUCUCUUCUUGAUUUCGCGACCAAUGAGCCCAUCGAUACCAAGUACAUUGCCAGCACCCUUUUGCGAAAGGUUGUUUCCCAGAACUGGAAGAACUGGGCUGAGACCUACGUCACCAGCUGGGUCUUGGAGCGUGAGAUUCGCGCCGUGGGUGGUGAGAAGUGGAUCCCACGUAUGGCUCCUUGCGAUGGCCUGGACCAGCAAUACAACGCCUCCCGCCGAAAGGUCCACAACAAGGUUUCUCUCAAGGAUACUGUUCUUUCUCUCGACAGCAAUAAGGGUGUCACUGAGCUUCACCAGGUCAAGAAGGCUCACUGGGAAGUUGAGGAGCGCACUAACCUUGUUGAGAUCGAGACUCUCCGCACUACCUUGGCAGCUCUUGCAGUUCCUUCCGUUGGAUCUGUUCACCUGCUUGUCGGUAAGGUUGUUGGAGAAGACCAGACCGUUCUGGCUCUGACUGAGACCGUGCAAUCGAAGAUCUCUAUCCCUGAGAACCAGGUUCUUCGUGUUGACGUUCCCGAGGACCAGACUCAGGAGCUCCUUGUGGCUGCUACGAACUUCCUUCUUGGUAACUACUUGGUCUCGCAGACUACCAAGAACACCUCACUGUUGGUUCACGAGCCAACCGAUGCUUUGACUGUUGCUCUGACAGACUUGUCUCGCUCUCGCAACAUCGCUGUUGGUCUGACAACCUCCGACCCCUUGCGCCAGAGCAACGAUGUGCAGAUUAACUUCGUCCACCCCGCUGCUCACCGUCGCAAGAUUAAGUCUAUUCUGCCUGCCAAGCUGUCUACCUACGCCUACUUCACAGGCGAGCAUGAAUCGGCCCGUUCUGGUGCCCAUCUGGAGGCACACCUCCCAUCUUGGGUCAAGCGUGUCUCUUCUGACAAGUUCUUGGGCGAGCGUGCUGAUCUUGAGUCAUCUGCGGAUAUUCUUAACCUGCUUACGCAGGCUGAGACCUUCUACAAGGACCACUCCGACCUUGACACUACUGAGCAUGUCGAGGAGCUGACUCUGGCUGACAUUACCAGCUACCAACAGGACAAGUCUCACUUCAAGAUUGAGACCCUUGACAUGUCCCCUGAGCAGGAGUUCGCUACCAGCACCCUCCGAACCCCCGAGGAUGUUGUCAAGUUCCGUGGCGACAAGACUUACUGGCUCGCCGGUCUUACUGGUGACCUUGGUCUGUCUCUUACUCGCUGGCUGAUCUCGCGUGGUGCUCGCCACAUUGUGCUCACCUCACGUAACCCCAAGAUUGAUGCUGCGUGGUUGGAUGCCAUGAACGCCAAUGCCACUGUGAAGGCCUUGCCUAUGGACAUCACCAACAUGGAGUCUGUCCAGAAGACUUACAACACCAUCCUCGAGACUAUGCCACCUGUGGCUGGUGUCUGCAACGGUGCCAUGGUUCUUCACGAUGGUCUUGUUGCUAACCAGUCAUACGAGGACUUCAACGGCACCCUGGAGCCCAAGGUCAAGGGAACCCAGUACCUCGAUGCUUUGUUCCCCAACAACGACUUGGACUUCUUCAUCAUCUUCUCGUCGCUUUCCUAUGUCACUGGAAAUGUUGGACAGGCCAGUUACGCCGCUGCCAAUGGUUUCAUGUCCAGUAUGGCUGAGGGUCGUCGCCAGCGAGGACUUGCUGGUUCCGUCAUGCACUUGGCUGGUAUCUACGGUAUUGGAUAUGUCACUCGUCGCGAGGCCAACCUGCUGGACCGUCUCGAGAAGAUGGGUUACUCUAACAUCUCCGAGUGGGACUACCUCCAGUACUUCGCUCAGGCCGUGCUGGCUGGUAAGCCCGACAACGGCUCCGAUGGUAUCUGGGAGUUCACUUCUGGUAUCAAGCCAGUCAACAGUGACAACGACAACCCUCCCCCAUGGAUCGAUGUUCCCCGUUUCUCCUGGUACCGUCGUGUGCGCUCCAAGAACAACGACGGCGCUGAUGGUGAGAAGGUCUCUGUCCGUGACAACAUCAAGGAGCAGACUACCAUGGAUGGUGUUAAGGCAGCUCUACUUGAAGGUUUCGUCGCCAACUUGUACAAGCUUCUUCAGAUGCGCCCUGAGGAUGGUGCUAUCUCCCCCAGCACUCCUAUGAUCGAGCUUGGUAUCGACUCUCUCGUUGCUGUCGACAUGCGAGUCUGGUUCACCCGUGAGCUUGAUCUAGACUUGCCAGUUCUCAAGCUGCUGGGUGGUGCUACUGUUGAGGACAUGGUGGAGGAUGCCGUCACAAGACUGGCACCUGAGCUUAUCCCUAAUGUCAAGGGUUCCGCAGCCGCCAGCAAACCUGAGGAGGGCUCCAAGCCCGAGGGUGACUCUAAGGAAGUCUCAACCGAGCAGGCCUCGAGCGAGCAAGGAGAGUCACAGGGCACCUCUGCCGAGGAUUCUGAGGAGUCAAGAUCCCUUGUCUCCGAUCCCCUCACCACUCCUGAAGUGAGUGAUCACGAGGACAAGGAGUAA